CCCAUGUGAUGCUUGGCCACAACCAUUCCACGUGAUUUUGGUCAUAAGGAUAUUAUAGCAAUACAUUCAUGCCAAAGCACCCAAUUUUUUUAUUAGCGUGGCCGUGUUUGAUUAGAUUGAUUAUUUUUUUAACCUGCUGCGCAUCGCAACUACUAUCUUUCUUUUUUGUCUCUGAUUGCUCGCCUGUUAUUCUUGCCAUGAAGACCGGGAAGCGUUUGAAGGGCGUCGUCAUCAGCAGGCCCAUUGUCUACGGCAACAUUGCCAUUGAACUGCCCACCCAAAAGUCCAACAACACACACAAAUGGACCGUGUUUCUGCGUGGACCCAACGGCCAGGACAUUUCAUCCUUUAUUCACAAGGUCGAGUUCAAGCUGCACGAGACCUUUGUCAACAACAACCGAGCUUUCAAAACCGCCCCAUACGAAGUCACCGAGACGGGCUGGGGCGAGUUCGAGAUCAUCACAAAAAUUUACUUUCCGCUGUCAUCAGGCGAAAAACCCAUCUCGCUCUACCACAUGCUGAAACUCUACCCGCCAGAUUCACAGGCCCAGACGUGGCCCAAGGGAAAGCCCGUCAAUAACUUUUUCUACGACGAGCUGAUAUUCAGCGACCCCACCGAGGAGUUUUUUGACACUCUGACCAAGAGCGCUGUGGGCCCUGAGAUUCCGCUCAAAGCCACCGGCAACCAUAUAUUCAGCCUCGAGUCUGAAGCCGCCGAGUGCAAACGCUUGGAGUCGGCUGUGUCCCAGGUUACCGAAAAAUACAAUGAGUACAAGGGCAGAGCUCAGGCUGCUGAGAUUGAGAUCGCGGAGCUCCGCCGCGACAUUGCUGCUUUGGAUGCUGCCAGAUGAUAUUUUUCUAAACUCCAAAAUAACGCCCCGCCAGUGUUGGCAUUUUUGCCAGUUUAUUUUUAAGCUCAUAUCUGUCUGUCCGCUCAUAUAUUAUUAUUUUUGGGUUUUAUUUAUUUAUUUUUUGUAUAUGUAUUGAAUGUUCACAGUUGUGAUGGAAAUCAGUUUCUUUCCCUGGAUUCUCUGAACUUUUUUCCUGAUUUUUUAAGCGUGAGGCAAAAAGUCCGUAAUAUCAUGGACUUUUCAAUAAAC
This is a messenger RNA of Kickxella alabastrina, 1100 nucleotides long. Its product is annotated as yeats family-domain-containing protein. Bases 69 to 851 code for a protein of 260 amino acids. Lineage: Eukaryota; Fungi; Kickxellomycota; Kickxellomycetes; Kickxellales; Kickxellaceae. The transcript has a single exon. Gene Ontology annotation, biological process: regulation of DNA-templated transcription. The record is from RefSeq and is a predicted model, not a curated record.